Dothidotthia symphoricarpi CBS 119687 is the source of this 891-nucleotide messenger RNA. RefSeq lists its product as uncharacterized. Gene Ontology annotation, molecular function: DNA-binding transcription activator activity, RNA polymerase II-specific; transcription cis-regulatory region binding. NCBI's taxonomy places the organism in Eukaryota, Fungi, Ascomycota, Dothideomycetes, Pleosporales, Dothidotthiaceae. The coding region runs from base 1 to 891 and encodes 296 amino acids. Gene Ontology annotation, cellular component: RNA polymerase II transcription regulator complex. The record is from RefSeq and is a predicted model, not a curated record. The transcript has 2 exons.
AUGAGCCAGCGGAUCCUCUACCCGCAGAUCCACAGCGAUAGCCCGUACACGAUGCAGCAGCCAGGCGCCCAGGCCAAGCCCACCAUCGAGAUGAGCUUACGAGAGCACCUCCUCGCCGCUGGGGCUGGCCAGCCUGUGGCGCAACCGCUGCCGCAGCACCCGCACGUCGCCAGCCCGCCGCACGCCAUCGACCCAGCCAUCGCCGGCUCGCAGUACGCGCAGAUGGGCGGCGGCGACCCCAACGACGGCGACCUGAGCGAGGGCCGCAACAAGGGCCGGCGCGAGCUCUCGACGUCGAAGCGCGCCGCCCAGAACCGCGCUGCCCAACGCGCCUUCCGCCAGCGCAAAGAAGAGUACAUCAAGCAGCUCAAGGACCAGGUCAAGGAGUUCGAGCACCUGUCGCACACAUACAACCAGGUCCUCGCCGAGAACUCGUCAUUGCGCGACUAUGUCAUCAACCUGCAGGCCCGUCUGCUCGAGGCCCGCGGCGAGAUCCCACCCGUCCCCGCCGGCAUUGACCUCAACCGACCGCACGGCGAACCCUUGGGCCUGAACCACAACCUGCCGCGACAACUGCAGCCCCGCCCCUCGGACCCGCACCAACAGCAGCAGCAGCAACAGCAGCAACAGCAGCAGCAGCAACCAGAGCAGCAGAGCCCCAACAACAAUAACGGGGGCCUGUCGGAGCGGCAAAUCGGCGAGCUCCAGAUGGCCGCCCAGGCUGCCGCAGCCGCACACGGUCCGUCUCCAAACAAUGGCAAGCACCUGAACUCGGAUGGCUCAUACGACGCAGGUGAUUACGCAGAGAAGCGCCAGAAGGUCGACGAGUCGCCAGUCCAAGCUCAGCACCCUUCGCCGCCCUCCAUCUACCCCAACCCCAACGCCUACUAG